CUCGAUUAUCAAAUUAAAGACUUCAAUACCAUGUGAAGAACCAUUUAGUCACACUAACUCAAGUUGUUGGUAGAUGAUCAAUUAUGAAUCAUAUAUCACUCACUAACACACCCCACAAACGAAAGCCUAUUCAUAUGGACUUGAAGUAUGCACAUAUCUGAAUACCAUGUGUUUAACAAAUGCACGUGGGCUAUAUAUCGAGAUUCGAACAUAAUAAUUCUUGAUGGUCACAAAAGGCUUCGAUACCGUGUCAAGAGAACCGGUUGAUCCCAACAAUUCGAGUUGUUGGGAGAGGUUCAAUUAUUGAUCUUAUACGUGUACCAUUUACUAACACAUCCCUUCAAACAAAACACAAGACAACAACUCAAACGAGUUUGGAGUUUGCACGUACAUAUAGCCGAAUACCAUAACACAUGCGCUUAACAAAUGUGGGUCUUCAAGAUUUGAACACCAUAACAUCUCAAUCAACGAAUGCUCCGGUAUCAUGUCAAGAACCAACUGGUCCGACCCACUAACUCGAGUUAUCGAAUCAACCUCGAAUCUUGUACAACUUCAUAGUAAUGUUUGCAAAUACUUUUCUCUCCAUAUGUUCAUUCCAUUUUUCAAUCAUGCCGUUUUAAGCGCAGGAGCUAUAUAUGGACUUUUGACUUUUGACGUUUCCCCUGCAGUUUUUUUUUUUAUACAUUUCUUCGACACAUGCAUGUUAGUUGCCAACGAAUUUCGUCGUGGUAGACGUCAGGAUUUGUAUGUCACAGUGCCCUGCUAAGAAAUGCAACGUAGUCAAACAUCAAUUCUUUGUUCAUAACAAAAAAAAAAGAGACUAAAAUAGUAAGGAACGAUGGACUUUCGAAGCACAAUCACGUAUGUUUUAACAUUAUAAUCCAGUUUAAUACACUUCAAGAUUCAACAAAUAGAUGGUUGAUUUAGAAUAUUAUACACGAAUAAGAUCAUCAUUACAAAUAACAAUUCAAACAACGACAACAUAUAUACCGUUGAGUCUUGCUAAGAAAAUGGGCGAUAUACAUAUAUCGUUGAUCAAUGACUAGCUUUGGAAGUCAAAAUUGGAUGUAAAAUAUAUUAUCACCCAAUUACUAAAAAAAACUUUAACGUAAUUAUGCAAACGUGCACGUGCAUUUUGGCCCGAAAUAAUCCAACUUAUAAUUUAAUAAUGAUAUUUAUAGAAAAUUAAAUCAUUCAUCUAACUUCUUGGUCGCUAGAGCUUAUAUUGUCCCUGACAUUACAUGAUUUGUUGACCAAUCCCACCAACCAAAAGUCUCUUUGACCAUUUAGUUUAAUUAUUUGAAGUAAUGAAGUUUAAUAUUACAGAUAAUUCAAAAGUAAAACGAUUUGAUUUGCUUGGCAAGCUAGCUUACAUUUAUACCAAGCAUGCAAUCCAAGAAAUAUGGAUAAUAUUUAUUGAAUAUUAUAGAAGAAGACAAAUGAAGAUGGCCCUGUUUUUUUUUCUUCUUCUUCUUUCUUCUGUGUUGUAGCCUGUAGGUUGUAACUUCGUUGGUUUUCAGCGGCGCAAUUUCUGCUGUAUUUUAAUUAUUAUUAUUAUUAUUAUAAUAUCAAUACCCAUCUACAUUACAAAAUUCAGGAGUUAUCAAACCUAUAAAAUGUGUCUAGUCAUUCCGGAUAUGAAUCACACUAUCUUAUCAGAUCAUAUCAGAGUUGUAUGAUUUGUACAAGAGAUGAUAAGAUAAUGAAUUUUGUAGGUUUUUUAAUUUUUUAAUUUUAUAUCCUAUCAUUUCAAUGAAAACUAUAAUAUUAAUUAGUACUUACGAUAAUAUUAAUUAGGAUAAGGGGGUUUUUACAUGCUUGGUUUUUUUUUUUUUUUUUGUCGUUGAAUUUGCUAAACCUGUCGUCAAGGUGAACAAAUCUAAACCGGGUUAUUUAUACUCAAUCUAGUUUUUUCUCAAGAAUGAAUCACGUGCAAGAUGAAGAACUGUAAAAUCUACAAAACUUCAAAUCGUACAAUUUUUUCAUAAGAUUUCUAUCAAGAAUGGUACGAUUGGUGAGUUGAUAGGUUUUGUAGACUUUGUUUUUACACAAUGAUAGUAGUAGCCUUUGUAAGUCGAUUUCUCUUCCUCCAUUCCAUUAGCCAUGGUUGGACCACAAUAUGUAUAUUGGCUUAAUUAGUUAGGAAUUCAUAUGCAUAUAUGAAGAUAAUAGGACUAUAUGAGUGGAGAAGAUGGAUAAGACUCAGUAUGUGAACCAAAAUAGGUAAACGCUAUAGCUUGUUCGUUCUUGUUUUUUAGGGUUUUGUUCAUGGAACUAAAGGUUGCCGACUGAAGAGGAAUAGAAAGAGUCACGCGUUGACCUGGGAGGGUCAACUCUAUCAGUAGGACAUAAUAAUACACCCUCGAUCGAAAAUUUAUCCUAUAAACCAUCAAGGAACCCAAAAAAAAAAAUAAUAAUAAUAAUGUCGUUGAUUAAUUCACACAUGCAUUUACUCUAUUAACCACAUCAUUCUUGUAAUAACUUCUAAAAAGCAUUAAGUUCGAAUUGAUCGGUACUAUAAGUGUCAUGUUCGAUUUCUAGGAUCGAUGAUUCAGUUCACAUGUCAUAUAUCUUCAGUGACAUACUCGAAUUUUUUUAAUACGUGAGUUGGAUUUAGUUCACAUACGUAGUAUAAUACAUACAUCAUUUACAAUUAUCGAAACUGCAUGUGUCCGAGGUCUUGGAUUUGAUUUUUUUUUUUUUUUUGGUACCGACGAAAUCUAAGUUUCUCACAAAAAUUAUCGGGCAGAGCCGACACAUCUUUCCACUACUUGGAUCGACUACUCGUAUAUCAUUACAUAUAUCAUCGCAUAUUAAUUCACCGAAUCUCAUUCACACCCGUUAUGAAUAAGCUGUGAGUAUUUUAUGCGUGCCUUUCUUUAAUUUAUCUUAUUAGUUCUCUAUAGUGAAUAAUUAGAUGCCACUUUCAUAAUUCAAAACUACAUAUAUUUUCCCCCUUCUUGGUGAAGCACUGACUGUAAUUGAUUGAAAACACUUAGAACAACCGACCUAAUUAGACUAGAUGUAUAACCAUAUUAAUACAUGCAUGCAUGCCAAUUUAGUUGUUUGUAUUCAUAUGCAUCUCGGUUUUCCCUUUGUGUCGUUCAAUGCAUUUUCCCUUUGUUUCGAUCAGUCGGCAAAUGGGGUUGCUCUGUUUUCAUGUCAAUCUUUCUGCCACCCUUUCCUUCCUCCUUUCGAAUUGCAUGGUAAUGGAAAACCGUAGUGUUGAAUCCAUAAUAGAGAAAACGUGACAAAAUUGAAAAAUAGACUAUUUAUAUGUGGUAAUAAAAAGUGACAAAUGGGCAAGUUGGGUGGUCGCCAGGUGGCACGGCAUGUGGGCCGACAACAACCCUCCUGUCGGCGGAAAGACCAAUGAGGGAAUGGCGUGGAAUCAUGGUCAUGGCAUUUAUGGAAGAAUUUCAUGAUGAAGAUAUGGAUGAAUUCCAUGAUGAAGUUUUCUUUCUUGAGUUAAUCCAAUGUUUAAUUUUUCUGUUGAAUUGGUAGGAUGGGUUCUAGUCAUGAUGAUUGUUUGUUUAGUUUGUGAACUUAUCUGAUUUGGGUGAACCGAGUUAACGACAACGAGAGAAUGUUACGAUUUAUCUGAUUGAAAUUUUACGAUUUUUUGUUUUGUUUUUGUUUUGUCGUGUGUAAAGAUAAAUUAUGAAGAUAUGGAGUGUCUAAAUGAUCAAGACGGGGAAUUAAAGUAUGUUAGCGUUUUUUUUAUAUCAACAUUUUUUAUGGCACCAGAAGUGGCCACGCUCUCACGGUAAUUCUCGAUCCGAAUAUCAUGUUUGAGACUUUAAGUAUUGUUUAAUUUAAUUAUAAAUUAUCGUUCUUUAGUUAUAAUUAUUCGCUUUCAAUGUUUCGAAUUAUGGUAUGAAAAGAAAAUAAGCGACGAUGGAGAAUCGUAAUACGAAUUUAGUAGGGUCUUAGUCAUCAUCAUGAUUAUCAGAUUGGAUCUUAGCUUGUGAUGCUUUUUUGAAACUCUUAUCAAGUGGGUGGUAAUGUCGUCACCAAAAAGUAAAACCAUUGACAAGUGACGAGAGCCUAGUUCAGCAACUUGCUCACAGCUCAGAUUAAUCUCAUAAUCAAUCAAGUUGCAACCCUCCUAUGGCUAUAUGGCUUCCUCCUAAAAGAUGAAAAUGAAAAAGAACCCAAAACAAAAAGGAACUUGGUUUCCCAAGUUCACACCCAGUCCUACAAACCCAUUUUGACCCACCAUGAAUGGUAUAGAAAGAGACAGAGAAGGAGAGAGGGAAAAUUCACAAGUCAGAAUAUUCUAUUCCUUCACCAAUAAACAACUCAAAUUGAUAGAAUAUAUAUAUAUAAAUGGGUUAAUAUUUUCGUAUGGCCUGAACUUUGACCAAAAUAAACAUCCUGGCCAAUCUUUUCGAUCUAUAACAUCCUGGCCCGAACUAUACACCAAAAUAAACAAUUUGGCCAAACUCAAUGUUUGACCGUUAACUUGGACGGUCAAACGCGUUGACUAACGGUCGACGAGCCACGUCACCGCCAAGUCAGCAAGUUUAAAUUAAAAAAAAUUCCACCUAUUCCAUUUAUUUCCUUUCUCAUUUUGAAGAAGAAAAAAAAUGGAAAAAAAAUGGAAUAGGUGGAAAUUUUUUUUUUAAUUUAAAUUUGUCGAUUUGGCUGUGACGUGGCGCGUUGACCGUUAGUCAACGCGUUUGACCGUCCAAUUUAACGGUCAAACAUCGGGUUUGGCCAAAUUGUUUAUUUUGGUGUAUAGUUCGGGCCAGGAUGUUAUAGAUCGAAAAGAUUGGCCAGGAUGUUUAUUUUGGUCAAAGUUCAGGCCAUACGAAAAUAUUAACCCUAUAUAAAUAGCCUCUGAAAGUAGCCAGGGGUUGAGUCUUCCUUAUUUUAAUAAUCUUUCGCCGCUCCUUUGUUCGUUCUGGAAUUCUUGCUGCUGAAGAAUACCACCGAAGAAGCAAAAAAAAGAGAAGAAAAAACAGAGGCCGACUCAGAUAGCUUGAACCGCCUCAGAAUUCGUUCUACCCACGAAGGAACCGUAAUCAAGUCGGCCGGAACCAAAGAUUUAAAGGGUUUCCUUCCUUUCUUCCGUUCAUUCAUUCACUCCAACCAAAAAAAAAAAACAAGAAGCAAAGAUCCCAUUUUUAUUUCCCCUGUUUCUUGCUUCCCCUGUUUUCCACCAUCCCCUGUUUUUCCCUGGCUUGCAUGGUUGUGGGUUCGUUGAUAUGCACCCUAUACGUGAUUAUAGUAAUAACGGAAGUAAGAGGAAGAUGAAGCAAGAAGAAGAAGACGAUGGUAACGGUGGCGGUGAGCUUAUUGGUCCGCCAUUAAUGGCGGAGGAAGUGGUGAAGAAUACUCCCAGGCACAUGCUGAUGUCGACGGAGAGCGAGAUGGACGCGAUGGUCUCUGCUUUGACCCACGUCGUGGCUUCCGGCGGUGGUGGAGGAAGUGAUCAAUUUCGCUACGAGAGUGACGGGUUCGGAUUAUUUGGAGCUCCCCCUGCUCCUUUCCUUCAUCAACAUAACCAAUAUCGUCACGUGGAUUUUCUACUUUCUCAACAAGCUGCAGUGCACCCUUCGCCAUCUCCAUUAGCUGCACAAGGUGACACAUUAUUCAACAUCGCUGCUCCUCCAUCACUGCCGCCGCCGCUAUCAGGAGCAGCGCCGAUGACGACCAGCAGUACUACCACGGUGGUGUACGAACACACUCCGGCCCCGCCGUCGGGCCAGCAUGGAUCAUCGGCAGCGGCAGAGGAAGGCAGCAGCGGGAGGAAGUACAGGGGAGUGAGGAGGCGGCCAUGGGGGAAAUGGGCGGCCGAAAUUCGAGACCCGUUCAAGGCCGCCAGAGUGUGGCUGGGGACGUUCGACACGGCGGAGGCGGCGGCCAGAGCGUACGACGAGGCCGCAUUGAGGUUCAGAGGCAGCAAGGCCAAGCUCAACUUCCCGGAGAACGUCAAGCUCCGGACCAUCAACACAAGCAGUACCACGAGCAGCAGCAGCAGUCACAGCAGCGGCCUGACUACUGCUGCUGCUGUUCCUCAUUAUGCUCACCACCACAACAACAACAACAACAACCAGACAAGGUUCAUGAACAUGUUGAACAUGAACCGCGGCGGCAAUCGGCAGCCGCCGUCCAAUGCUUCUCAGCUGGUGUUGGGAGUCGGAGGAUACUACGAUCAUCAUCAUUAUCAAUCCUCAUCGCAGCUGUCUGAUCAGGCGUCGUCGACGUAUCUCGACCAGCUGCCGAUGCAGGCGUAUUACCCUCUGCUGCCGGAUUUCCAGCAGAGUUCGCCGUGGCCGGCGACACCGUCUUGUAAUAGCGGUGGCGAUUCUCCUUCAGGAUAGUGUAGACUUCUGCUGCUUUCCUUUUUGCUUCCUUAGCUGACCCAGCUGGCCCGAGUUGGUUUUUGUUCCAGAGAGUAGAAAAGAAAAUGUAAGAUGAAAGUCGUUUCGAUUCGAUCAUAAGAGCACUUGGAAAAGCCACGAGAACAUAUUGUAACAACUUCAUACCACGGAUGAAAACGUGCACCGUGCUCAAUGUUGAAAGACAAACCGGGCACAUAAGAGGAUAGAAACUGAACUGAGUGCAAACUUGAAACGGACACAAGGAAGUUGUCCAUGGUUUUCUCAAGUUCUUUCCGCUGAGCUAAGGUGUAAAUAUAAUAACGAACGAGUC
Linum trigynum is the source of this 6660-nucleotide messenger RNA. The record is from the annotation of a GenBank genome assembly. Lineage: Eukaryota; Viridiplantae; Streptophyta; Magnoliopsida; Malpighiales; Linaceae.